UACCUUGUGGAAAGCGUGGAACAUUUGCUUUGGGCAUCACCUUCCUCCCCUCUCUGCCUUCUGCCUUUUGGAACCAUGGCAUGUCCUUUGAGCGUGUAACUCUCCCUCUGUUUGUCUCUCUUGCUCUAUUUAUGAGUCCCAACCUCAGGUAGAGAGAAGGGGAGCGAGAGAGAGAGAGAGAGAGGAUGGGUUUGUGCAGAUUGGUGUGCUCUCUGUUGUUGCUUGUUGUUGUUUGGGAGCCACUUCGUCGCUCCUGUGCCACCACCGUGAGUCCUCUGGAGAUAUCUCAUGCCUUCAUGGAGAAGGCGAAGGAGGAGGGCUUUGUGGAGUGGUUGAAGGGCAUCAGGAGGAGAAUUCAUGAGAACCCUGAACUGGGUUACGAGGAAUUCCAGACUAGUGAGCUCAUAAGGGCGGAGCUUGAUCAGAUGGGCAUUGCUUAUAAGUGGCCGGUGGCCGUCACCGGCAUCCUGGGUUAUGUCGGUACCGGGAAGCCGCCCUUCGCGGCGAUUCGGGCGGACAUGGAUGCGCUUCCUAUCCAGGAGACUGUUGAGUGGGAGCACAAGAGCAAGGUCCCCGGGAAAAUGCACGCCUGCGGGCACGAUGCCCACGUUGCGAUUCUUCUCGGAGCCGCGAAAAUCCUUCAGAGUUAUCGUGAGUACUUGCAAGGAACUGUUGUUCUCAUUUUUCAACCAGCUGAAGAAGGUGGUGCAGGAGCCAAGAAAAUGGUAGAAGCUGGAGCUUUAGAAAAUGUUGAGGCUAUUUUUGGAAUGCAUGUCUCUACUUCCGUUCCACUUGGAAAGGUUUCAUCUAGGUCUGGUCCAAUUAUGGCUGGAAGUGGCUUCUUUGAGGCAGUCAUAAGUGGAAAAGGUGGUCAUGCAGCUAUUCCUCAGCAUUCAAUAGACCCAAUAUUAGCUGCAUCUAAUGUCAUUGUUAGUUUGCAACACAUUGUUUCAAGGGAAGCUGAUCCCUUGGACUCCCAGGUAGUGACGGUUGCAAAAUUUCAAGGUGGUGGUGCAUUCAAUGUCAUUCCUGAUUCUGUAACAAUAGGGGGCACUUUCCGAGCGUUCUCAAAGGAAAGUUUCAGUCAACUCAAGCAGCGAAUCCAGGAGGUCAUCGUGGGGCAAUCAUCAGUUCAAAGAUGUAGUGCAACUGUAAACUUUAUUGAAAAGGAAUUCCCUUUCUUCCCUGUCACAGUCAAUGACAAAUCUUUACAUGAACACUUUCAAAAAGUUGCAGGGGAUAUUCUAGGUGCAAAUAACAUCAUCAAAGACAUGCAGCCAUUAAUGGGUUCAGAAGAUUUUGCAUUCUUUGCAGAGCAGAUACCAGCAUUCUAUUGCUUUGUUGGCAUGAAGAAUGAAUCAUUAGGGCCACUUCAACCUUCACACUCGCCAUCCUUCAUUGUCAAUGAAGAUGUGCUUCCUAUAGGCGCUGUUCUGCAGGCAUCCUUGGCAACAAGGUAUCUUCUGGAAUUACAUCCUAACUCACCGUCGUCUGCAGGAAAGGUCCAUGAUGAGUUGUAAAUCCUCGUCAAUCAAAGCUUCACCAGCUGAAGAGAAAUAUCAGACGUUAACUUGUUUCAAACUCUGAACACUAUUAAAUCAGUGUACAUUAUUACCUUCAAUACCUGCUCCCUGGAUGCCAUAACCACACUUGAAAUCAUGCUUCAUAAAUUGAUUAUGCUGUAAGAACUUUGAUCCUUUCAGCUUAAUCUUGGAACGUCAGGACAAAUGCAGCGCAUUGCACUGUCUGGUUUCUGUUUGCGUUAAAGUUAAUUUUCAGUACUGAAUCUUUUCA
This is a messenger RNA of Nymphaea colorata (pocket water lily), 1794 nucleotides long. Its product is annotated as IAA-amino acid hydrolase ILR1-like 1. The transcript has 5 exons. The record is from RefSeq and is a predicted model, not a curated record. Gene Ontology annotation, molecular function: IAA-Ala conjugate hydrolase activity. Gene Ontology annotation, biological process: auxin metabolic process. Bases 186 to 1520 code for a protein of 444 amino acids. NCBI's taxonomy places the organism in Eukaryota, Viridiplantae, Streptophyta, Magnoliopsida, Nymphaeales, Nymphaeaceae. Gene Ontology annotation, cellular component: endoplasmic reticulum.